UUAACAGUUGUCGGACGAGAGGCUUAGAAAUGACAGCAGUCUGAAUUUUGUUGCAGUUUUUGUCAUCUCACCCUGUAUACCCUCUCUAGCCAUAUGGCUGAGGGUAUAAAAAACGCGGAUUGUAUCGUGAUUUCAGCUGACGGACUGUCGGACAUCGUUCAAUCGUCUUAGAACUUUAUGCUGACCCUAAAUAUAGAUACUUUAUGGACUCUACGACGAAUAUUUAGAGGUGUUACAAACGGAAUGACAAAUAUAAUAUACUCUGUUUACAAUUCAUUAAUGAGUGAUCCGGCACAGAUAGCUCCCAAGUUUUUGCAGGGUAGUUGUUUCUGCAGAAAUUCUCAAUUAAAUGAAGUUAAAAUUCACAUACAAAAUUUAAUUUCAAUCGAAUUUGGUGUACAGAUAUUAAUUAGACAUUAAAACAUUAUUAUAGAGCUGAUAUCUAUUGAAAAUAGUUGUCUUUACAUUGAUUUAAACGUGGGAUUGUAAAAAUUAAAACAGAUAUGUGUUGCGUAUGAGCGAUAAUAUAAUAGGUUUCAAUGUAAAAAUAUUUGGAAAAAUGUGUGUCUUAAAGUUUUUCAAAACUGAAACCAACAACAAUAAAAAUAAUGACGUUUAACAAAGUGAAAAAAUAAACAUUAAAACUUCAAAAAAGGUGCCGUAAAAUAUGAAUAUUUUUUUUAACUCACACCAAAAAGCUAUAAACCAAAAACAAACCGAAACAUCAUUAGUGUAGCUUCAACAACAACAACAAACCAUAAAUACUUAGCUUUAAUAGAGUGUCAACGCAAAAAUAAACCCUGGACUUGCACAAUGACCCUACAGUUGUCGCCGCAACGUAACAUCAUUAAGCCGUUCUCGCAUUCUUUGAAAGCGUUAGCAAAUAUUCACCCAGCCAUAAUAAUUUUAUUAACAAUAGCAACAACAAUACAAUGGAAAUGUUUAAACUGCAAUGCCCUAAUACUCCAGUGUCCACUGUAUCAAAUGCAUUUGCAAAAAAUUGUCGGGUUUCGACCACCUCUGGAGUAUAUGACGGAGCACAAUUUAAUCUAUAAGCCUGACAACCAUUACAAAGAUCGCCAUCGUUAUGCACGUGACGGUUAUCCGAUCAUGGAUCAGCAGACACCACCUCCAUUGCUAAACAAUAGCGUCUUACAAUUCCAAAGUACAGCGAGUUCAGAAUGUUGGCGUAUUUGCAGUAAUGAUGAUGGCUGUCUGGCCUAUGUCCAUCUUUUGGAUACCAACGAAUGUUAUGGCUACUCAUAUUUUGAAAGAAGUCAAAUGUAUAUGGCCGUGGGAAAUAAUUUACCACUUGUGGCUGAUGGUGAAGCUGUAUUCUAUGAGAAGACAUGUUUGAAAGUACCCGAUACAUGCAAACAACGUUUAUGGACCUUGACAAAAAUACCCGGAAAUAGUUUAGUGUUCCAGGGAAAGAAAACAAUAUCAACAUUGGUCACGCGACGUGAAUGCGCCGAGAGAUGUCUAUUCGAACAUGAAUUCCAGUGUUUAUCUGCAUCGUUUGCACCCUCGCACCGUAACAACCAUGAGAGAUUUCUUCAAGAAAAAACAGCUGCUGCAAAACAUCAAAAUAUUUUGGGAAGAUGUAUAUUGAGUGAUAAAGACAAGAUGAUACAACCGGAUGCAUUUCGGGCAGCACCAUACGAUGAGGAAUAUAUGGAAAAUCAAUGUUACGAACGGCCUGUGGAAAAUGAUCAAUGUUCAUAUGAACUAUAUGCGAACAGUACCUUCCUCUAUGCGGAAACGAAAAUUGCUGGUCUCAAUCAAAAAGAAUGUCAAUCUUAUUGCUCGCACGAGACUCGUUUCUAUUGCCAAGGUGUAUCGUUCUACUUCGAUGGAGAUCUGGACAAAUCUGAAUGUCUACUUCAUUCUGAGGAUAUAAUUUCAAUGGGACCACGGAGUCUAAAGCUGAGAAUGAAUUCCGUUUACAUGAGAAGGGUUAAAUGUUUGGAUGUGCAAGUCUUGUGUACACCUAAUGAAAUGUCAAUACGUUACAGUCCAAAAGAUUGGUUCCAGGGUAAAAUGUAUGUUAGCAUGCAUUCCAAGGAAUGUAUGGUCCAUGGUAAUGGCACUCAAAGCACUGUGCUCAAGCUCGCUAUUGGCAGCGAGGCUAAAGAGAAUAAAUGUGGUAUACUGCGUGCCUAUGAAGUCACCAAAGAGUAUCAAAGAAUUUUUAUUUCAACAUUGGUUGUAAUACAAAAUAAUCCAAAUGUCCAAACCCAGGGAGAUCGUUUGAUAAAGGUCGGAUGUAUUAUGAGUAAUACAACGCUGGCAGACAGGCGCUCUGAUGAUGAAGAUUCAGAAGGCACCGAAAUUAAUCUGAAUCAUGGCGAUGAAGAUGAAACCACGGAACAGGAUAAGGACGAGGACAACAUGCCAAAUGCCAUUGCCCUGGAAUCUUCAUUGGAGUUUGCCCAAAGUUUUCUUCCAAAUGAAGGUUCUCUACACUUCAAUGCCAGUGAUUUUCAUCCAAUGCCUAAAAUCACACUACAAAUAAUUGAUUUAGCCCAUGACCAUGAAACAAAUGAUGUGCAAAUCGGACAAAGUUUGGAAUUGCAAAUUGUGGCAGAAUACACCGCGCAACAGCAAAGAGAAUUUGCCCACAUUGGACUACCAGCAUUACCAGAUUUCCGGGCCACUUCAUUAAUUGCCAAAACAAUGGAUAAACAAAAUUUUGUCUUGCUACUCGAUGCACGUGGUUGUCCCACUGAUGUAACAGUUUUUCCAGGGCUCGAACGUCAACGCUUAAAUAACCGUAACAUAUUAAUGGCAAGAUUUCAUGCCUUUAAAUUUGCCGGUUCAUCAUUGGUAAAUUUUGAUGUCCGCAUACAUUUCUGUUCAAAUCGUUGUCCUGAUGAUAAUUGUCUGAGUUCAACACAAAGUGCCGGUGGCGGUUCAGCUUGGUAUCCAAUACAAUCGGAAAUGACAAAAAGUAAAAGACGAAGAAGACGGCAAAUUGUUCCACCACAGAAUAAUUUUCAGCAAUUUAAAGUUCAAAAUCCAGUUUAUAUUUCCACGGUAAUGGAUGUUGUAAACUUACCAGAAAAGGAUACAACUCCUACUACCAGUGAAAAUGAAACCACUUCGGAUUCGAUACCUUUGAAUUUUAACUUACAUGUCCGUGGACCAGACAAUACAAAUACGAACAGCUUUAUAUAUGGAGAGAGGGGUGUUUUACUAAUUGCCGGUAUUGAUGAUCAACUCCACAUGGAAAGCAUUUGCAUGAAUCAAAGUCUACUCAUUGCCCUACUCAUAUUCUGGCUAAUAUUUCAAAUUGGUCUAAUGUUUAGCUGUUGUUUUGUCAUCCAAAAGUAUAAACGUUUGGCAAUGAUGGAUGAUGAACGUCGCAAAAUUCACGAAAGCUUAGAAUACCUGGAAGGGCGUCGUGUACACUGGGCCGAUCAGGGCGGCUAUACAUUGUAAAUGGUAGAUAAAUAUACGUGUGUAGAAUAUAGUGCUUAUUAUUUUGUACAACUCCAUAUUGAUGCAAUAAUAUAUACAUUAAUAAAUUACAUGUUUUGAAAAUACA
Messenger RNA from Musca domestica (house fly), 3547 nucleotides. RefSeq lists its product as uncharacterized. The transcript has 8 exons. Bases 814 to 3441 code for a protein of 875 amino acids. NCBI's taxonomy places the organism in Eukaryota, Metazoa, Arthropoda, Insecta, Diptera, Muscidae. The record is from RefSeq and is a predicted model, not a curated record.